Molecule: messenger RNA, 2892 nt
Organism: Plasmodium vivax (malaria parasite P. vivax)
Lineage: Eukaryota; Apicomplexa; Aconoidasida; Haemosporida; Plasmodiidae
Exons: 1
Coding region: 1-2892 (963 amino acids)
Source: RefSeq, a predicted model, not a curated record
AUGAUGCGAAUUGGGGGCUUGAGGCCUAGCCGCAGAAAGACGCAGCUGCUGCAUGGCUUCAAAACUAAUGGCGGGAGGAAUCGCCCUUUCGUCAGCGCCCCCAGUUGCGCGCCGAGCGACGAUCGGGGACAGUACGACGAUAUAGGAAAGGUUAAAGAUGAAGAAGAUUUGAGGAACUUUUAUUUUCGCUAUAGUAAAAGGGAACCCACCGAGCUGAUGCGCGACUAUGAGUUACUAACCAGUGGGACGUUAAAGAGGAAGUGUUCCCUUGCAGAGGUGAUUGAAUGCCGCAAAAUUGUUAAUUACCUGCUGGACACGGCGUCUGUGGUGCACUUCUUACAUUCGAAGGGGGGGGGCCAGAAGAGUAGGGCUACUCUCCCUGCAGCUAAUGAGAGACAUCACCCAAGCGGACCAAACAACGUCUACUACAUCCACAACAUUGAAAAACCAAAAGUGAAUAGAAACGAAUUGAUACGGACGAGCAGGAACAACCGCUGCAUGAAUGGCCUCCUGAACAGCAACAUGCACAGAUUUAUUUAUAGGCUGAAAAAAUGUGACAUUUGGAAUUAUAAAGAGAAGCUAAUAAAUAAGGAGCGUGUGAAUUACUGCUCGCUGCUAUUCCCGUUAACAUAUUUGAAUAUGAGGAGGGCAAACGGAUCUGAAGCUGAUUCGUACUACGCGGAUGUAACCCUCUUCUAUCAUCAUGUGCACAGAAGGAACAGUAAAUCGUUCGUAGAGAUACUCAGACGAGCUAACUACAAAAUUUUGUCCGCGCAAGAAAUGAAAAAUGGACUCCUCCUCUUGACCGUCUUACAUCACAACAACAUCUCCAUGUCAAGUGACAAAAGCAGCAUCGUCAAGUGUGCAGGCACUUUGGAGGUGUCCUACAGAAAUGAAGAUUACGUUAAUAAAAAAAUGCUGCAAGAUAUUUUCAUGAACUUGUGUCAGGCGAUUUGCUCCAAGGUGGAGUCCAUUUCGUUCCUCCAGCUGUACGACUACCUGCUGCUCAUGUGCGUGAACGAAGUGAAGAGCAAGGGGGUGUACGCAGCCAUCGUGAGCCGCCUGUCGCACUACGUUAAUGUUGUUAACAAGGUCAGCAACGACCUGAACAGGGCAGGCGAAGCGGGUGGGGGGGGUGCAAUGCAGAGCGGCAAUCCAGGGGAGGACCCACUUGGCCGUGAAGUCGAAUCAGUCGACGGGGAGGCAGACACUUCAGAAGCGACAAACAUGGCAGGCGCUGCAGAUAUGGCAGGCGCUGCAGAUAUGGCGAACGCGGCAGAUAUGGCAGACGCGGCAGAUAUGGCAGACGCGGCAGAUAUGGCAGACGUGACAGAUAUGGCAGACGUGACAGACGAGUGGGCGCAAAGCAUCGCGCCGAGCGAGGAGGGCCGCUUUCACCUGAGGAGGGACCACCGCCAGCACAUAACGAGCAACCUGCUGGGCAUCAAGAACAUCCUGCUGCACAAAGUGCUGCUGCUCUACAUGGCGAAAUACCUGUUCAGCCACAUAGACAGCAACAUCUUGUACGCCCACUCCGACCUGAUCUGCGAAAACUUGGAGCUAAUGACACAUCAUAUGAUAACAAAUUUUAUUUUCACCAUCGGGACGUGCAAACACAUCGACGAAUUCUGCAUGUUCAUGUUGGCCAAGUACGUACAGAAUUAUGUGCACACGUACUCACCAAAUGAAAUUACCAUCAUCGUGAAUACCUACGCGGAUGCCUCUUUGGAGGACGUCAGUUUUUACGAAACCAUUUGUGAGCAUAUGAAGAGGAACUUCGAAACGUUCUCCUCUAUUGACAUUAUCAAAAUAAUUCAUGCAUUUUCCAAGGUGAGGAUUCGCGACGUUGAGUUGUUGAAAAUGGCUUAUGAAAAGAUAAACGGUUAUUUGGAGGAGAGGGAGAGAAAAAUUGGCGACAUGUCUGUGCAGGCGAAGGGGUCAUACGCACAAUGGGAGAGCGAAAAAAAAAAAAAAAACUUCAGCACAGACAUCAGCGGUGAUGCGGUCGUGUCAGUUGGCGGCAACACCUGUAGCGCCGGUAACGAAGCCUAUGGGGACAAACAAAGCAGAGGGGAUGCGAAAAGGAAGAAACACGUCAUCAACAAAUACCUGUGCGCGUACGCGUUAAUUGCGGCGGGCAAGCUGGAUUACGUAGAGGAACUGGACAAACUGUUCGUGCACCUAAAGAAUAGCAUCCGCAGCGAAGGCAUCGACAUAAGAGGCGUGUUGUGGAUGCCCAUGGCCAUCACGAGCUUGCUAUCUUCGGAAUGUAUUUUUCGCUUCCUUCCCAUUUAUGUAAAUUUAAUUUACAACGCUUUCAAAAAAACGCAGUCCCCCAAACUGCUUUCGCUGCUCAUACGAAGGCACAGCAUUUUAUUGCACACAAUCGAGACGGACAUCAUUCCGAAGAAAUACAUCAGUAAGGGGACCCUCAACAAUCUGUAUUACAUUUGCAGAACGAAGAAGGACAACUCGAAGGAGAAGGUGUUCAUCCCAGAUAGCUCCACCUUCCACAUUGAAGUCUCCAACGCGCUGUUAUCCCUCGACAUUGCGCACAGGAAGGAGGUUAACAUUUACCCCUUCACCAUUGACAUUUUUAUUAGCAGGCCCGGAGGUGGCUCCGAUGGCGCACCGAAGGGUGGGCAAUCCAACAACACGCAGAGAGACGCACGCAGGGUGGCCGCACCCUGGAGCAACGGCACGAUGAGUUUUGCCCCUGACCAUGCCGCGAAGGGGAAGAAGAAAGCACACCCGCAUGACAGCAACGGCAUCGACAGCCACAGCGACUACGACAAGGACGACACCAACUUCGAGCACACAUUCGAAACGAAGAAGGUGAAGAAGAAGUCCAAGAACAAAAACGAGGUGUACACGGACGUGCCGAUCGCAUAG